Messenger RNA from Cicer arietinum (chickpea), 404 nucleotides. The record is from RefSeq and is a predicted model, not a curated record. Lineage: Eukaryota; Viridiplantae; Streptophyta; Magnoliopsida; Fabales; Fabaceae.
UUAUAGAGAAGAUGAAAAAAGCUAUUAUGUUUGUGAACAAAAUCCAGCUUUAUUGGGUUGUCUUUUUUUUCUUGCUCACAAUUUUCACAACCGUCUUCGGUAUUACUAUAGCCUCACCCAAUAUAAAUAUUCAUCAGAAUGUUAAGGAGAAAACAGGAGAAGAUACGGUGUCUAUAGUUUCAUCAAGAAGGCUUUUUGAAAAGUUGAUUGGGUCAAGUCCUCCGAAUUGCAAAAACAAAUGCCCGCAAUGUCCAACCACCUGCCAUGCUACCCUUGUGUCUGGACCAUAUGGUUCUCGGAUAUGGAGUUGCAAAUGUGCCAACAAUUUAUCUAUCCCAUGAUAAUAUUUAUUUUUUGUUUGUAUGACGUUACUUUCUCAAUUUAAAAUAAAUAAUAAAAUAUAA